Trichosporon asahii var. asahii CBS 2479 is the source of this 1038-nucleotide messenger RNA. RefSeq lists its product as uncharacterized. NCBI's taxonomy places the organism in Eukaryota, Fungi, Basidiomycota, Tremellomycetes, Trichosporonales, Trichosporonaceae. Bases 1 to 1038 code for a protein of 345 amino acids. The record is from RefSeq and is a predicted model, not a curated record. Gene Ontology annotation, molecular function: hydrolase activity, acting on ester bonds. The transcript is spliced from 2 exons.
AUGUGUCCUUCGAUCGAGCAGACUAAGCCGACAGGAGCGGAGAACGGAGCCAAGAAGCCCGAGUCAAAACUCGCCAGCAUUCCGGACUGGAAGACGAUCGAGCUACCCCCAAAUGAGGUCUUGAAACACCACUACGAUGCUGUGCCACUGGGCCGUUUGGCCGCAAUGUCAACGUACAUCGACCAGGACAGCGUGAAGGCUGUCGCUGAUCGGAAAGAUAUUCAGCCGUGCUUUGGGUAUCAUCCCUGGUUCGUACACCGGUACUACCUGGGUGAGCAGCCUUCAAAGCGGGAUCACUACCUCGCGGUAUUCGCGCCCAAGAAGGCAAAGCAGGUCGCGGAGCUCGAGGCGCUGCUGCCGCAGCUGCCGGAUCCGGAAUCGUUCGAACCUCUGCUGGCGCAGAUGCGGGAGAACAUCAAGGAGUGCGGAGGAAUGGUGGGCGAGAUCGGGCUCGAUGCGACCGCGCGCGCGCGGAUCUGGCCGCCACGGGGCUCUGACGAGCCAGCGCAAAUGACGCCCUUCAAGACGGCCAUGACGCACCAGACGGCCAUCUGCAAACUCCAGCUCGAGCUCGCCGAAGAGCUGGGCGUGCCCGCCAGCCUGCACUGUGUGAAUGCGAGCGGCGCGACAAUGGACCUCCUGAAGGGUCAUCGGGGCAACGCGUGCAUUCACUCGUGCGGCGGCAUGAGCCCCGAUUUCAUCACGCAGCUUGCGCGCACCAUGCCGAAUGUCUACUUUUCGCCGAGCGUGUUGAUCACGGCCCGGCUAGGGGACGACGUUGUCCGCGCUGUGCCCCGGGAUCGCAUGCUAGUGGAGAGCGACACAAGCUCCAUCGGGGAUAUCACUCGACUCAUCUGGGCUGCUACCGUGUGGAUAUCGACGUGCAAGGGGUGGAAGCUUGAGACUGAGAAUGUGGGCGGCGAUGACGAUGACGGGGAGGUUUUCGACGAGAAAGGACACGUGCGCGAGCUCCGCGACGACGAGACAUGGACCGUGCAGACACUGGAGCGUAACUGGAACCGCUUCAUCGGAAGAUGA